UAAGUUCUUAUACGGGAAUAACUUUCACGGUGUUGUUUCCCGGAUUUUGUUAAAAAUGGCGAUGGGAGCAGCGCGUCGUGCUAACGUCCGACUUCCUCCUGAAGUCAACAGAAUAUUGUAUGUGAGAAACUUGCCUUACAAGAUCACAACAGAAGAGUUGUAUGACAUAUUUGGCAAGUUUGGAGCUCUGCGCCAGAUCAGAGUUGGAACAGCUGCUGAGACACGUGGCACAGCGUUUGUUGUUUACGAAGAUAUAUUUGAUGCAAAGAAUGCUUGUGAUCAUUUGUCAGGGUUCAAUGUGUGCAAUCGUUACUUAGUUGUUCUUUACUACCAACCCAACAAAAUGUUCAAGAAACUCGACAAGGUCAAGAAGAAAGAGGAACUGGACAAAGUAAAAGAGAAAUAUGGUGUUGGAGAUUGAGAUUAUUGUAUGAUAUUUGCACACUUGGUAGUCCCUAGAAUGGGCAUACCUACACUUACAGCAAAUUGAAGUUGUUGUAUAAAGUUGUCUUUCUGUACACUGACUGUUAUCUAGCAGACAUUGCUGUUGCUGUAGUAUUGAAUGAAGCCAGUUUCAGUGAUAUUUUAAGAUUGUA
Corticium candelabrum is the source of this 596-nucleotide messenger RNA. RefSeq names its product splicing factor 3B subunit 6-like. Gene Ontology annotation, cellular component: cytoplasm; nucleus. Bases 56 to 421 code for a protein of 121 amino acids. The record is from RefSeq and is a predicted model, not a curated record. NCBI's taxonomy places the organism in Eukaryota, Metazoa, Porifera, Homoscleromorpha, Homosclerophorida, Plakinidae. Gene Ontology annotation, molecular function: mRNA binding. The transcript has 4 exons.